Molecule: messenger RNA, 3887 nt
Organism: Dermacentor albipictus
Lineage: Eukaryota; Metazoa; Arthropoda; Arachnida; Ixodida; Ixodidae
Product: zinc finger protein OZF-like
Biological process (GO): regulation of transcription by RNA polymerase II
Cellular component (GO): transcription regulator complex; PcG protein complex; chromatin
Molecular function (GO): RNA polymerase II cis-regulatory region sequence-specific DNA binding; DNA-binding transcription factor activity, RNA polymerase II-specific
Source: RefSeq, a predicted model, not a curated record
AAAGCCACUGCUGUUGAUUUGUAGCAUUUAUUUAUGCAACAACUUUACAUUUUGUGCUUGUGUAAAUACGAAGCGUACUGAAAUAUGGAAUCACUCAUCCAACGAAACUGCCUGAAUUAUCAGAUUCACUCUACUACUUAUACCGCGGAAGGCUAGUGGCACACACUAUCGUUUCAUUUUUCAAGACAUGCAACGAUAGUUACCGAGUUCCCAAAGCGACAAACGUCGUAUUCAUUCCCGCUUCUUUUGGAUCUGAAUGCGCGUGCGUGGUCUUGCAGUUUGGUGCCUUUGUCAAAAUACCAGUAUUGUUGAAUCUCAGCCUCAGACAUGGCAAGAACCAACGGAUACAUGCCUCCUAUUCGAAGCAACCAGGACGACGGAACGCCGAGUACAAGCCAUGUAGCAACUGACGACGCUCCAUUCGCUGGGGCCGACUGCAAUGCCAGAACCAGCAGUAGUAGCAACAGCAGCAGCACUAGGAGCGGCAGCAGCGAUGAGCCAACGCCAAGAAAAAACAAGGCGGCCAAGGAGCAACCUCCAACCAAUCUGAAAGCGGUUGUGAGCAGCAGCAGUAGCAGCAGCAGUAGCAGCAGUAGCAGCAGUAGCAGCAGUAGCAGCAGUAGCAGCAGUAGCAGCAGCAGUAGCAGCAGUAGCAGCAGCAGCAGCAGCAGCAGCAGCAGCAGUAGCAGCAGUAGCAGCAGUAGCAGCAGCAGCAGCCCCAGUAGCAGCAGUACCGACGAGAUAACGCCAAGGAAAAACAAGGCGGCCAUGGAGCAACCCCCAACCACUGUGAAAGACGGUGUCAGCAGCAGCAGCAGCAGCAGCAGCAGCACUAGUAGCAGCAGCAGCGAUGAGUCAACGCCAAGGAUAAACAAGGCGGCCAUGAAGCAGCCUCCAAUAGAUGUGAAAGGCGGUGUGAGAUAUGUGACACAGGCAUGGAGAUUCUCGCCGUGGACUCUCCUUGACCGGGGUCAGACCAGGACGCCUACGUCUGGAGAACAGCGUGGUUGCGUCGUCGGUUCAAGGAGAGACGUAAUGCCAAGAUAACUUGAAUGAUUGCCAUGAUAUGGGUCUAUUUAUACAUCAUCCUCGGGGCCAACCAACGAGGCGACAAUGGACCGCCCCCAGCCUGUGGUUUGGCCAUGCAUGCAAGGCCCAAUAUGGAUCUCGCUCUACUACUCAUCUGGCAACCUACAACCAAUACUACAGUCGUCAAAGCCAAUGGGGGAUUUAAAGGCCAGCCAGCCAUCUUCCGCUUCGGGCGCGACAUCGCUUCAAGCAGGCAUUCCUCACCAAUGCCAUUUUUGAAGGUUGGUUACCUGGCAGGUGCUGCUUCGGCUAACUCUGGCGAUUAUUGUAUCAUAGCGAUGUCGUGCCCGACAAAGUGGAAUGACGCGUUUAAGCGGUUGGUUAUUUUGGUAUCAAAAAUGUACUUUACUUUGAGCUGUUACUUGUCCUCGCGGGUGACUUCGAGCAGAAUUCAGAUCCAAUGUCGAAGGUUUAGGCCGACGCCUUCGUUGCUGCCUUGGAACGAAUAAAUAACCUUGAAGAUGCCGUGACUGCUAUGCAAGCCAUAUUGUAAAAAUUUCCGAAAGAGACAGGCAGUGCUUUGGAAAGUGUACGAAAACAUGCAGAAAAUAAGAAGGCUUUGUGCAUUGACUUCAAACGAGCGAACGAAGAACGCGCUGCCACUGUAAAGGAAGUUAAACUGCUCAAUACAAAGCUAGUAGCGCUGCAAUCAUCAAUGCUGUCUCAACGAGCAGGGGAUUCUGGAACGUGUUUGGAAACAUUGCGUGACAUUUUGAAUCAGCUGUAUAAAAUGUAUUCUAGAUGCUAAAAUGCAGAAAACUGUAUGCAGCGAUCAAACCUGCUCUUAUUUGGUAUAGCAGAUGAAGCUGACGAAAACUGGGCAGCUUCAGAAAAAAAAAAGUGACACAGUUUUGCUGCGAAAGGUUCGGCACGCAAUUCACGGCUGCGCAGUUUGAGAGGGUGCAUUGAUUAGGGGAGUUUACGGAAGUCAGGGUGAGGCCUAUAGUCGUGAAAAUGACAUUUUUGAAAGACAAAGGCCGUAUUUUCUCAUCUGCGCGCAAAUUAAAAGGAUCUGGUUUUUCAAUACGCGAAGAUUUUUCGCCAGCUACCCGGUAGGCACGAAUGCAGCUAAUUCCUUUUCCCAAAACAGAAGUUAAGCCUUGUACGUUAUCAACCCAUCGACAACGCAUUGGGGACACCAUUAAUAUUUUUCAUAGCGCUUGCAAAACCGUUGUUCCUUGUGGGAAAUAGCUGUGAACCACAAUGCUUGAUGUGAACCACAGAAAGUCAAAGCCACCUGUCAUCGCACCAUCAUUGUCGAUAGCUUUUACAAAUAUCCGAAGUCUAUUGCCUGAAUGCGACGCUAUUGCCUUUCUUGAUGACUCCAGUUCUGAUAUUCUUGUUCCUACUGAAGCAUGGCUACACCGUGAAAGAACAGAUAAUGAAAUAUUUCUACAUGAUAGCGCAUUUAACAUGUUAAGGUGCGAUCGCAUUGAAGGGAGGUGGUGGCGUACUCCUCGGUCUCGAAAGAACAUUUACCUCACAAGUUAUUAAUGUGGAUUCCAGUAUUGAGAUAGUAUCGGCUAUAUGUCAAACGUGCAGGAACAAGGCACUGAUACGAUGUUGUUAUCGUCUCUCGAUACAAAUGAGUACUUUUUUGUCGAACUGCGCCAUAGAAUUUCUAAAGCCCUUGAGCUCUGUCAAGCUGAUAUCGUCUAUCUUUUGGGUGAGCUUAAUUUUCUUUUAUUCGACUGUAAAAACCUAUCAUCCUCUUUCAUACAUCAAUGGAGUUCAUUUCUUUAAUGGAUUUCAAUUUAUCCCGAAUGAUUACCCAGCCCACCCGUGGCGCUAACAUUUUAGAUUUAGUUUUCACUAACAACACUGAAACAGUUGAAGUUGUUUACUUAGACCGUUCAGCGAUCCCAAGCAACUACAACGUAAUCUUAAGAUCCUUUUGAAAUUUACAGGCGUCUCAAGCAAAACCAUUCAUGCUUACAACAGAGCAAACUAUUACAAUAUUAACAAAGAACUUGAGACAUUUCUUUCUGGCACCUUUUUAACUUCGUUUUCUGCUCGGUCAGUCAACGAAAGCUGGCUUCUGCUUGAAGAAAAGCUGUGUGCUUUAAUGGAAACGUAUAUACCCUAAUCAAAAUAACAGGCGAUAGAAGGAAACCUUGGUUCACCAAAUACUGUACCUUCAAGGGCUAAGAAACCAGAAGAAAAAGCUAUAUGCAACUGCAAAACGUACAAUCUCGCCCGUGGUAUGGGAUAAAUAUAGCUCAUUUUUGAAAGAUUAUUGCGUGUCUUUAAAAGAGCCUAAAGAAAAAUACUACUCUCAAGAUCUUCCUUCACUACAUAAAAACAACGCAAAAAAAGUUUUGGCAGGCAAUUUCACCUAGCAGUUGCGAGCAUCACAUUUCCAAGUGAAGGCAAUCAAGCUCCAAUUAGUGACAAGGAAUUGCCAGUCGUCUUUAAUGCAUUUUUUCAUCUUUAUUCACAAUAGAAAACAAUUCAAAUCUGCCGCAAGUCACUGACCCAGAUUACUAGUACAUGCAAUCCAUCGAUGUAACAAAGUAUGGUAUCACAGGUCUCAUAACUAACCUUAAGUUUACCACUUCUUCGGGUGUCGAUAACAUUAACUCAAAUUUUUAAAAAUACAGCCACACUGUCUAGCCAGUUGUCUUAUUUUUCGCCACUCAUCAUCAGGCCAGCUUCCCUUAGACUGGAAAAUUGCAAAAGUAAUACCACUACACAAAUGUGGCAGCAAGAAUUCCCCAGAAAACUGUCACCCAAUAUCACUAACAAGUAUUUGCUGCAAAAUGCUUGAACAUAUUGCAUCUCACAUAUAUCAUCAUCUG